GUUUCCGGUCUGAGCUUUGGUGAAUGAUUUCCCCCGGGGCGGUGCUGGACCUCUCUGCGACCCACCUGAGUCCGCGAUCGCACCGCCCAAGCCGGCAAGCCUGCCAGCGCUGCCCCGGCACCCGGGACCAUGGCCACGGAUUCUUGGGCCCUAGCGGUGGAUGAGCAGGAAGCCGCGGCUGAGUCGUUGAGCAACUUGCAUCUUAAGGAGGAGAAAAUCAAACCAGAUGCCAAUGGUGCUGUUGUUAAGACCAAUGCUAAUGCAGAGAAGACAGAGGAAGAUGAGAAAGAGGACAGAGCUGCUCAGUCGUUACUCAACAAGCUGAUCAGAAGCAAUCUUGUGGAUAACACCAACCAAGUGGAAGUCCUGCAGAGGGACCCAAGCUCCCCGCUUUACUCGGUGAAGUCCUUCGAAGAGCUCCGCCUGAAACCACAGCUUCUCCAGGGAGUCUAUGCUAUGGGUUUCAACCGCCCUUCCAAAAUACAGGAAAAUGCAUUGCCUUUGAUGCUUGCUGAACCCCCACAGAACUUAAUUGCCCAGUCUCAGUCUGGUACGGGGAAAACAGCUGCCUUCGUGCUGGCCAUGCUCAGCCAGGUGGAGCCUGCAAACAACUACCCCCAGUGUCUCUGCCUCUCUCCAACCUAUGAGCUUGCUCUUCAAACAGGAAAAGUGAUUGAGCAGAUGGGCAAGUUUUACCCUGAACUGAAGCUCGCUUAUGCUGUUCGAGGCAACAAAUUGGAAAGAGGUCAGAAGGUGAGUGAGCAGAUUGUCAUCGGUACCCCCGGGACCGUCCUGGACUGGUGCUCCAAGCUGAAGUUCAUCGACCCCAAGAAGAUCAAGGUGUUUGUUCUGGACGAGGCUGAUGUGAUGAUAGCAACUCAGGGCCACCAAGACCAGAGCAUCCGCAUCCAGAGGAUGCUGCCCAGAAACUGCCAGAUGCUGCUUUUCUCUGCCACCUUUGAAGACUCAGUGUGGAAGUUUGCCCAGAAGGUGGUCCCGGACCCCAACAUCAUUAAGCUGAAGCGGGAGGAGGAGACUCUGGACACCAUCAAGCAGUACUAUGUCCUUUGCAAUAACAGAGAGGAGAAGUUCCAGGCCCUGUGCAACCUGUAUGGGGCCAUCACCAUCGCCCAAGCCAUGAUCUUCUGUCACACCCGCAAAACAGCGAGCUGGCUUGCAGCAGAGCUCUCAAAGGAGGGCCACCAGGUGGCCCUGCUGAGCGGAGAGAUGAUGGUGGAGCAGAGGGCUGCCGUGAUCGAGCGCUUCCGAGAAGGCAAAGAGAAGGUUCUGGUGACCACCAACGUGUGUGCCCGUGGUAUCGAUGUCGAGCAGGUGUCUGUGGUCAUCAAUUUUGACCUUCCUGUGGACAAGGACGGGAACCCAGACAAUGAGACCUACCUGCACCGCAUUGGGCGCACAGGCCGCUUUGGCAAGAGGGGCCUGGCAGUAAACAUGGUUGACAGCAAGCACAGCAUGAAUAUCCUCAACAGAAUCCAGGAGCAUUUUAAUAAGAAGAUAGAAAGAUUGGACACAGAUGAUUUGGAUGAGAUCGAGAAGAUAGCCAACUGAGGAGCUUCUCCUUGGGCUGGCGCCACCCUCAGCGCUCCCUGCCUGGGAGUCUAGUGCUUUCAUGGCAUAGGCCCUGACAGGCACCUCAGAGACCACGGUCUGAGUAGAGACUACCUACCUCAUUCGGAAUUACGUUUGGACUUAACAGAAAUUUGUACAAAUGAUGAGGGAUGGUAGAAAAUUUGUUUACACAACUUUGGAAGAUUAGGCAUGAAUACACAGAAAUUUACCUUUUACAAAUCCCGUCUUUUUUUUUUUUUUUUUUUUUUUUGGACAGUAUUUUCCCAUCGUUACACUGAUCUAGAUAAUACACCAAGGAUUCCUUAUGACAAACCUUAGCUCUUUGUGACUUGGAGUGUGCAGGCCAGCCUUAUGGAAGUGACAGCACAAAACAUAGAGCAGAUAGAGGCAGAGCCCCCAGGUAGAAGGAUGUACUGAGGUACUGGAGUUGGCCUAUGGACUGCUGCUUAGGACUUGGUGUGCAAUGGCUAAGCUGAAUGUUACCAGACCCCUGCUGACAGGAAAAGAUUUGCCAUGUUGGACCACAAUGCCUUUGGGCCUCUCCAUUAAGCUUUGUGCUUCAGGAUCAUGGGCAAUCUAUAUGCAGUGCAAAUCUGGUUAUUGGUUAGUUCUUAGUUCAUACUUCAGCAAGACCUGUGGAGCAGUUGUCAAGGAGGAUUAGUGGUACCUCUGACUUACCAUAAUACCUGCGUCAUGAGUACUUGAACCAAAGUUUUUCCAUCUGUAACAUCACUUUGACUGUUAGUCCCAGGCAAAUAAGAGGGUACCUGAAGUUUGGCUUCUGAGUGAGUACUGUAGCAUAAAUUUCUCAUGAGCAGGCAGCCUCUGUUAGAGCACGCUAGCCACGGUCAGCAGUUGCCAAAAAUCCUUGCUUUGUUUGCAGUUUCCAAAUGACCUGUCAGAGCUAAGAGUGAUUAGAGACAUUGGGCAUCGUGAUUCUGAAGGGAUUCUGAUGGUCUGUGUCCACAGUGCCUGGAAUGAAUACAAGUCAGCGUGAUGGGCAGGAUGGACCACAGCCGUCUGUCUGUCCAAGGCGAGUAGUCACCAAGCAUUUGCUCUUUUUUCCCUUAACACCUGUCAGUAAAAGCAAACAAUAGGAACUGAAUUCCUCACACUGACUAGGCCAUCGAUACCCUCAGAGUGAUGGCAACUUGGAAGGACCAUGAAGCAUCCUCUUCAGUUCUGUGACUUGGACAUGGCGUGAUUCCUCUCUCUAGGGUUUGUUUUGUUGCAUGCAUGUUUUGUGCUGGGCCUCAAACCCAGAGCUUUGCCUUCUGCUACGUAAGCCCGUUACACUGAACUUUUAUUCCCAGCCAUGGCAGAGGAAUGUUGUAGUGAGGGGUAUUCUUUUUUUUAGGGGGAGGGGUGAGGGCUAUUGAUCUGUGUUCCUGUAUCUUAAGGCCAGCUCUGUCCCCUGAGAAAGAGUGCCAUGGCUACUGCCUGAUGGUGACUCAUUGUCAAAGAGAAACCAACAGUCUACCAGUUCUCCCCUCCUCCAGUGGGUAUUUGAAUAGAAUUCUGUGUCCUCCUAGCCAACUUAGAUCUAUCUUAGGAGUCUUAAAAGGAGAGAAUAAACUUUUUCUCUCAAAAUACUGUGGACCAAACUUGAAAUAACUGAAAACAAGGACUGCAGUUAGAGAAGUAGGUAGACUCUUCCCUGAGUCUGAGGAGGAAAAUGAUGAAGACAAGCCACAGCCUCUCCAUGGCUUCUGGUGGAAGUGUGGAUCAGCCCUCCUAACCUAGUGUCCUGCACCUUGGAGAAUUUACUGGACAGGUUUCAUGGUGGCUGUGAAGUAUAUACAUUAGUUUAAGGUUUAAAACCUUCUUAGGAAGACUCCCAAAAGAUUAUCCACCUUUUAAAAAGGUGGAGUCCUACAUUGUGGGCAGCUCUGACAUAUCAAGUGUGUGUCAUGUGGACUAUAUUCCUUCACAGCCCACACUUGCUCCUGUCACCACCUUUCCCCCAGGCCAGGUUAGCACUGACAGGAGCCUUAACAUAUUGAGCUUACAGAGCCUUGGCCCCAGGGACUUGAUUGAUAUCAAUAAAGUUAUGUAUCUAUGAAGUUAUAAAUUGAGCUCUCUGACAUGGGAGCUCAGGGAAAGAAGAGAGAAGCUCAGGGAAAGAAAUACGUUUAUCUAAUGAAAAUUUUUGUGAUGUUCAUUAUCCACAAACAGAUUUAUAUUGGAUUUUUAUUCUUUGACAUCAAACUUAAAGUUCUGCCUCAGUUUCCAGAGUGCUAGAAUUACAGGUGUGUACUAUCGUGCCAGACUGAGGUAUUUUUGUUCUGAGUAUCAUUUAUUGGUUAUAUGCAUGCAUAAGAUCUGCUAAGUUGUUGAGACAUGGUCUUUUAGGGAUUUGGGGGUUUUUUUGGUUUGGUUUUUUUUUUGUUUGUUUGUUUGUUUUUUUGAGACAGGGUUUCUUUGUGUAUCCCUGGCUGUCCUGGAACUUGCUCUGUAGUAGACCAGGCUGGCUUUUUGUUUUGUUUUGUUUUUGUUUUUGUUUUUGUUUGAUUUUUUUUUUUUUUUGAGACAGGGUUUCUCUGUAUAGCCCUGGCUGUCCUGGAACUCACUCUGUAGACCAGGCUGGCCUCGAACGCAGAAAUGCCCCUGCCUCUGCCUCCCAGAGUGCUGGGAUUACAGGCAUGCGCCACCACCAGCCGGCUCCAGACUGACUUUAAACUCCAAGAUCCACCUGCCUCUGACUCCUGAGUGCUUGGAUUAAAGGUGUGCACUACCCUGCAAAAUAUAGUUUUUGCUGGUGUUAAUUAUGAAGUGUUCGUGUUACUGAGACAGUAAUGAUUAUAAGAAGGAAAUUGCAUCUUGUAGUUGUUGAUUUAUAAAGUAAAGGUAAUACCACCUUUGACUAAUAUUAGUCUAUGUCAAUUGAUACUGUUCUGACAUGAGCAGCGAGGGAAUCUCCAUAGAACCAGGAUUCUGCUUAAUUGCCAGACGUUCUCGCGCGCGCGCGCGCGCGCGCGCGCGCACACACACACACACACACACACACACACACACACACACACACACACACACACACACACGCACCACCCCUCUUUAAUAAAACAGGAUGAUUUUGGUCCCUGCUUGUAAAGUCCAUGUGUGGCUGCAUCCUCCAGGAGUGACGGUGUACACCAGUCAGUCCCAGCAUUAGCAAAACUGAGGCAGAGGGAUUUGAGUUUAAAGUGAGCCUGGGCUGCAUAGAUCCUGUCUCAACAAACAAAACAGACAAUCUGAGCAUGGGAGUUCAUGCCCAUAAUUCUGGCAUCUGUGAUAUGAAAGCAGGAACUUCAGGAGUUCAGUGCUAACUUAGGCUACAAGAGGUUGGGUCAGGGCAUUCCACCUGGAGAUAGAUCUUUCCCAUUUGUUAUGAAAUCAGUGUCCAGGACUGGUAUAAAGAUUUCCAGAGGCUAGAGAAAGUUGAAUAAAGGAGUAGGGUUUGUAUAUGAGGAAGCAGUCUUGUGACAAGAUUACCAUGGAAAGGGAUCGUCCCCAGGUACAAAGAGAAUUUGAGGUUAGUCUGGCCUACAUUAAUUAAGCCCUGUCUCAGAAAGCAAAAGACUAAAAAGUACUAAGUACAGUCAUGCUUCUAAUAAUUGUAGCACUCAGGAGACUGAGACAGAAUUGCUGAGUUCAAAGCCAGCCUGGGUUACUUAGAAAUAGGCCAGCCUUAGCUAUGUUUGUACACUUGAAGUCAAGUUGACAAAGGUAAAAGAGAUAUCCUGGGAACACAGAGCUCAGGUGGCCAUGUGUGGGAGAGGAAAGUCAGGGUUCACAGAAUAAAAUGUUGCUACUGCUGUUGUUGUUGUUGCUGCUACUGCUAUUCAGUUUUUGUUGUGCUUGGGAUAGGGUCUCUGUAACACAGGCUGGCCUCUGGGUGCUGGGAUUCUAAGCAGGAGCCACGAGCCACUAAGACCUGGUGACUAACUUCUGACUGUAUCCCAGUCCAGUGUACUGCUGUGACAGGAUGGCCAGGGUUGGGUAGUCUGAGAACAGGUGAGCCUGCAGGCCUGGAGGCUGAGCAGUCAACCUCAGAGCAUUAGCAGCACAAUGAGCAAUUCUGAAAUCAGUGUUGCAAAAUUGGCUUUCUGCUGUUGGAGGAGGGAAUUGGCCUGCCAGUCUGCUUUGCCCACACCACCUGAGGUAAUGGUGAAGGCUCAUGGACCCUCAAGUUUCUCUGGGAGACACCAGAUUCUUGGGAACUCCUUACAAGUUUACAUGGCUUUGCUUCUCUGCCUGGGAAUAACUAUCCUGUGUUCUGUUACCUGAGAAUAACUAUCCUGUGUUCUGUUGACUGGCUCUUAUGGUAUCUUUUAUAAAGGACCCUGGGGCAUGAAAUUAACCCAAGAAACUUAUGCUGAGGCACAUACAUUGCUUUUCUUAUCCUUAGAUGACAUAGGGCUUUUCCAGAACAGCUUGAAACCUUAGUGUGAAGAUGCAGACACAUGUUUUUCUUGGCCUCCAAACUGUCCAGGCUUUAGAAUCUGAAGGGGCAGGGAGGUGGGUGCUCUGUCAUAGUUUCAGUCAUUAAGUGGGGAAUGACUAAAAGAUGGAGGAAGGUAUGGUGGCACACAGCUGUAAUCCUAACAAUUGCAGGUUGAAACUUUUGAGUACUGUUGGGGCUCCAGAGGUCUGGACUGUACAGUGAGAUCAUGUCUCAUCAAAAUUAAAAAGUUAGGUCAGGCUUUACAGUGAUGCCUAACACACCUGCUGUAAAGGAACCAUGUCUCCCCUUUGCCUUAGCUACAGUUAGUGAACAGAGACAAGGGUGAGUGAGCAGAGCUUUUUGUGUCUUUUUGAGCCCAGAACUGCAGCUAGCUUUUGCCAAGGUAAGAAAAAGCUUUCCCUACAAGACUGCUAUUGUUAAGUGUGUUUUCCCCAUUCCAAUUUGUCAAGUUAAGAACAGCUGACUGAGUGUAAGUUGUAAUUAUUCCCUGAGGGCAAGCCUCCCCUUUACUCUUGAGGGAACAGGUCAAGUUAUGUGGCCAGUUAAGCCUUUGGUUUGAGUUUUGUAUGUGUGUGCGUUCAGUUCAUUUUGUUAUCUGACAGCAGUAGCUGCUAAAUAUGUGUAGAAAUUAUCAAGAUAUGGCUAGUGAGAUGACUGGUUAUUGCAGAUCCAGUCCCUCAUGGUAGGAGAAAACUAGCUAGCCUCAGGGAGUUGUCCUUAGACCUCAUUAGUGGGACAAUGGUGCAUAGCCACACACAAAUUUUAUUUUUUAGGAUUUGCUUGUCUUUUUAAAUAAAUAUAUUUUUAAAAAUGUG
This is a messenger RNA of Apodemus sylvaticus (European woodmouse), 6849 nucleotides long. RefSeq names its product DEAD-box helicase 19B (gene Ddx19b). Bases 130 to 1569 code for a protein of 479 amino acids. NCBI's taxonomy places the organism in Eukaryota, Metazoa, Chordata, Mammalia, Rodentia, Muridae. Gene Ontology annotation, biological process: poly(A)+ mRNA export from nucleus. Gene Ontology annotation, molecular function: RNA binding; RNA helicase activity; ATP binding. The record is from RefSeq and is a predicted model, not a curated record. The transcript is spliced from 12 exons. Gene Ontology annotation, cellular component: nucleus; cytoplasmic stress granule.